This is a messenger RNA of Sphaeroforma arctica JP610, 234 nucleotides long. RefSeq lists its product as hypothetical. The annotation marks the transcript as partial. The transcript has a single exon. The record is from RefSeq and is a predicted model, not a curated record. NCBI's taxonomy places the organism in Eukaryota, Ichthyosporea, Ichthyophonida.
AUGGCGGGCUUGUGCAGUAAGGAUGCUGUGGUCCUACUAGUUGAUGUGUGUAGGCGUAUGGAGAUGAUGGUGGAUGAUCCGUUGCAUCCGAGUGAGAAGUUCUCGGCGCUUGUGCGAGCACAACUGAUGGCCAGCCUGAUGGUACAGCAGCGCAUAUGCUACAGGGCACAGGACUUCAUUGGACUGGUGGUGUUCGGUAGUGAUUAUUCCGAGAACUCCCUGAUGAAUGCUGAG